Messenger RNA from Macrosteles quadrilineatus (aster leafhopper), 801 nucleotides. Its product is annotated as mitogen-activated protein kinase 7-like. The coding region runs from base 71 to 316 and encodes 81 amino acids. The transcript is spliced from 3 exons. NCBI's taxonomy places the organism in Eukaryota, Metazoa, Arthropoda, Insecta, Hemiptera, Cicadellidae. The record is from RefSeq and is a predicted model, not a curated record.
UUCGUAUUGCAUUUUGUCCAAACUUUUACAUUUUUCUAACGUCUACACUUUCUAGAUUUCAUCCUUCACGAUGAUUUUGGACUUCGUCCGGGACCACCCGAUCCUCUGUUUGGUCGCUGCCGGCUGCACUGCCUCGCUGGGGUACUUCUGGAUGACCAGAGAGCGCCCGCCUGCACCUGCACCAACCCCACCACCAACACCAAGCCCCUCCGUCAGCUCCUCGUCCAGCGACAGCCAAAUCUUCUACCCUGCGAACGAGGAGCUGGACGACGUUUGGCCACAGGUGCAGGUGCAGGGCCCCAGCGGGGACCAUUAAGACACACAAGCUACAGAGACACAAGUACCCACGACCAUCUAGGGUAACAGUGCAGCCGGACAGAAGAAAAGAAAGGGCCAUGCCCAAAAGGCGCAGAACACGCGCAAAGGAGAAAAGGAAGGGGCAACAAUAAGAAAUAAGACUAAAUCUCAUGUGACCGUGAUCAACAGUCAUAGAAGGAUGAGCAAAGAAGUUAAAAGUCAAGAAAGGGGCAGCAACAAAAUCUUCGGGCGUAACACACAAAGAAAUAAGACUAAGUUUAAGGCGAAAGUAUCGUGCUCAAAAGUCAUAGAAGGAUGAGCAAAGAAGUUAAAAGCAAAGAACGGGGCAGCAACAAGUAACUAACCUAUAAAGCAAACAAGAUCAAUAAUUGACAAACCUCUGCAUUUUUUAUGUUGAAGAGUUACAUUUGAAAAAUAAACUUGAUUACAAUGAAAUAAAUCUCUUUUGUCUUGCUAUGAAAUUUGGAGGUUAAUAAUUUAUAU